Molecule: messenger RNA, 1020 nt
Organism: Naegleria gruberi
Lineage: Eukaryota; Heterolobosea; Eutetramitea; Acrasida; Naegleriidae
Exons: 8
Cellular component (GO): cytoplasm
Molecular function (GO): GTP binding; ATP hydrolysis activity
Source: RefSeq, a predicted model, not a curated record
AUUGGUAUUAUUGGAAAACCUUCGGCGGGUAAAUCAACUCUUUUGAAUGCAAUUUCGGAUGCAAAUGCAAAAACUGGUGAUUAUCCAUUUACAACUAUUGAACCAAAUAAUGGUAUUGCAUUGUAUCGUUCAAGUAUUCCAUGUCCUUGUGCUGAAUAUGGUUUACAAAAGUAUUGCUCUCCAAAAUAUGGUAAAUGUGUAAACUCUGUGAGAUAUAUUCCUAUUAGUGUGAUGGACGUUGCUGGUUUGAUUCCAGGAGCUUCAUUGGGUAAAGGAUUGGGAAACAAAUUCUUGGAUGAUUUGCGUCAUGCUCAAGUUUUGAUUCAUGUUUUGGAUGUCAGUGGAACAACAAAUGAAAAGGGAGAAAAUACUGAAAAUUAUGAUCCUAUUGGAGAUGUAGAAUGGUUGGAAAAGGAAAUUCAUGAUUGGAUCUUUAACAAUUUGUGGAAUAGAUGGGAUACUAUCGUAAGAAGACAUAGACAAUGUAAAAAUACCCUUGUAGACACCUUUUCACAACAAUUGAGUGGUUAUGGAUGUAACAGAAAAUUCAUUACCUCUAAUAAGGAAAUUGAUUUUUCAAAGCAUAUGAAACCUCUUGAAAAAUGGGAGGAAGCAGAUGUUCAUACAUGUGUCUCACUAUUUAUUGCCUUUAGAUUCCCUUGCAUUUAUGCAUUAAAUAAGAUUGACCACAAGGCCAGUUCAAAGUACAUUAACAAAUUCUUUGAAAGAUAUGAUAUGGAUAAGAUUGUUUUGACAUCUGCCUUGUCAGAAUGUUUCUUGAAGACCAUGAGAAAGAAGGGUCAUAUUAUCUACCAUGAAGGAGAUAGUGAUUUCAAAACAUUUGAGGAAUGCGAAGAUGAGGAAGAAAAGAAACUGUUGAAACCAAUUAAGGAUGAAAAGAAUGUCGGAAUUUUGAAGAAUAUCAGAGAUUUUGUCUUGGCAAGAUUUGACACUACAGGUGUAUUGGAAGCUAUUGUAAAGGCUGUUAAUUUACAAUCUCCAGUUGUCAUUUAUCCAGUG